Molecule: messenger RNA, 2555 nt
Organism: Zingiber officinale
Lineage: Eukaryota; Viridiplantae; Streptophyta; Magnoliopsida; Zingiberales; Zingiberaceae
Product: MACPF domain-containing protein At4g24290-like
Exons: 8
Coding region: 452-2242 (596 amino acids)
Biological process (GO): regulation of salicylic acid mediated signaling pathway; plant-type hypersensitive response
Cellular component (GO): plasma membrane
Source: RefSeq, a predicted model, not a curated record
GAGUAGCGUUCGCAUCGGUCACGUCACGUUAAAGCGAACACCCGAUUGAACACCUCCACGUUCUUUGACCGAUGGCGACCUAAAAAUUUGUCUACGAGGUCAAAAAUUUUGGUGUGAAAUAGCAAGGCAUUCGUCGGUGCGCUCGACUUGUCGGAAGCAGCGCUACGCAAGACCCACCCACCGGAAAACCACGGACUUGACGCAGUGUUGAGGAGGUGCCAUCGAGCGCAAAGUUUGCUGCUUGUCGACCGGGGUUUUCAGGGAUCGGAGCUUAAUAUCAGAGAGAUCCGUGGGGAGAAAUUCAGGAUUGGCACCUCAUUUGUGAAUUGGGGAGUUCUGCAAGGAGUAUUGGUUUGAAGAAACUGAACUGCGACGAAAUAGACGAUUGGGGAGUUCGGGGAGUUCGCAUUCAGCAAAGACAUCGACUUGAGCUUGUUUGUUAUGAUAGAGAAUGACACCUAAGAGUUUAUUGUUGCGAGUUGAUGAGGCGAUUAAGGCUAUUGGAUUAGGAUAUGACAUAACGUCAGAUAUUCGUUUGAAGCACUGCAAGGACUCAUCAAAUUUAAGUUUGAUUGAGCUUGACGAUACUGAGAUUCACGAUGUCGUUCUUCCUGGUGGCUUGACUAUUUCAGGUGUUCCUAAAUCCAUAAAAUGUGACAAAGGAGAGAGGAUACGAUUCAAGUCAGACGUUCUGUCAUUUCAACAGAUGUCUGAGCAAUUCAACCAGGAACUAUCAUUAUCUGGUAAAAUACCAUCUGGUCUCUUCAACAAUAUGUUUGACUUUACUGGUUGUUGGCAGAAAGAUGCAGCAAAUACAAAAACAUUGGCAUUUGAUGGAUGGUUUAUUACCCUAUAUGCUUUUGCAUUAUCAAAAUCUCAGAUUGUACUUCUUGAUCAUGUUAAGCAUGAAGUUCCAUCAACAUGGGACCCUGCUGCUUUGGCAAGGUUUAUUGAAAGAUUUGGCACUCAUAUUGUAAUUGGUGUUAAGAUGGGAGGAAAGGAUGUAAUCUAUAUUCGACAACAACAUUCAUCCAACCUUCAACAUUUUGAAGUUCAAAAGAUGUUGAAAGAUUUGGCAGAUAUGAGAUUUCAAGAGACUUCAAGAGAAUAUGACAUGUCUUCUAAAGAAACCUAUGGGAAAGUUAAGUUUGAAAUGAGAGAGCAACCACUUAGAUUUUUAAAUAUCGGUCCAUCAAGCGCUAACUACACAAAAGAGGACAUUGUGAUAAUGCCAAAAAGAAGAGGUGGAAAAGAUGCUUGGGAUUUAUCUCAUAUUGAGUGGUUGAACACUGUUCAUUCUGAACCUGAUGUUAUUUCAAUGUCCUUUCUGCCAAUUACUUCCCUUUUGAAUGGGGUUCCUGGAAGUGGUUUCCUAAACCAUGCCAUCAAUCUGUACCUUCGAUAUAAGCCACCAAUAGAAGAACUUCAUCAGUUUUUGGAGUUCCAGUUACCAAGACAGUGGGCUCCAGUUUACUGCGAUCUUCCACUUGGUCCACAGCGAAGGAAGCAGAGCAGUGCAUCUCUUCAGUUCGCCUUCAUGGGCCCAAAGCUUUAUGUCAAUACCAGCGUGGUCGAUGUGAGGAAGAAACCUGUGACUGGACUUAGGCUAUAUUUGGAAGGAAAAAGGAGCAACAGAUUAGCAAUCCAUCUGCAACAUCUUUGCUCCCUUCCACAAAUCUUUCAGCUUUGUGACACUUGCCACUUUGCUGUUGAUUCACAUGACCGGAAGUAUUACGAGCCAGUUUAUUGGCAGCACUUUUCUCACGUCUGUACAGCCCCUGUUGAACCGGAGGAUGAUCUCUCAAUUGUCACUGGGGCUCAGUUGCAUGUAGAGUAUCAUGGUCUCAAGAAAGUCCUUUUCCUUCGCCUCCAAUUCUCAUCAGUUUCUAAUGCCGCAUUGGUCAAGAAUCAUGAGUGGGAGGGGUCUUCAAACUUGGCCCAAAAGUCUGGUCUCAUUUCAACACUAAUUAGCACUCAUUUCUCCAUGGUUUCCCAGAAACCUCCUCCAAGGCCAGCCGACGUGAACAUCAACUCAGCGGUAUAUCCAGGUGGCCCGCCAGUUCCAGUUAAGACUCCAAAGUUGCUCAAGUUUGUCGAUACAACUGAGAUGUCACGUGGCCCACAGGACAGUCCAGGGUAUUGGGUGGUCUCAGGUGCCAAGCUGCAUUUAGAGAGGGGCAAGAUCUCACUGAGGGUCAAGUAUUCACUCCUGACAGCAAUGCUUCCGGACGAAGAGUUUUAGUAACACAAAGUCAAUGGGAAGUUGAUAUAAUUAAGAAUUUGGUCAUUAAAUUUAUGGCUUCCUGUGUUUUCAGCUCAAUGAAUUGUUCUUUUAGUUAGAGCAUCAUAUUUGUAAUUGCUUUAAAUUAUCACUUCACUCGGUGGCGAUGAAAAUGUCAUCCCUCUGUUUCGUAUGUUUCUCGUCUAGAUUUUGUUGAUGGUGCAAUUGGGAAUUGUCACGAAAAGGAGUAUACAUUAACACUGUAACAAAUUCUACAUUAGAUUUGGUGUAUAUAAAAGGCUAACACGACUGAUGAUCUUGGACUGAGGAUCAA